CACUGUCUGGAUGAAACAACCUCCUUCCUCCUCCUCCUCCUCUCUCCCUCUCCAUGUGUGAAAACGCGCAGCUUCCACGCUUCUUGAAGUUGCACGGUUCCAGCACAGAAAGGCUGCUGCUCACCGAGGAUCAGCUCUCAGGAUUUAAGACUCGCAGAGACGCAGGAGAUUAACACUGGAAAUCGUGCACACAUACAACUCGACUUGUCUGCCUCACCCCCCAACCUCCCUUCCUCCCUCCCCGCCUCCCCUCUCCUCCCCUCCCCGCCCGCAUGUGCGCUCGUUGGCGCAGUUAACAACAGCGGAUUUCACCUCUAUUAAAGAUAAAUGGCGCAACAUGAUAAAAGUGAUCGAUUAUUCGGAGGCAAAGCCGAAGUUGCGCGCCUGCUUAUUCCCACGCUCCUCUUGUUGUUUUUCCCUCCCGCCGUCCGCGUUUUAUUCCAGGAGACACGCAUGCUCACAGUUUAUUCUAGUUAGCCGUGUUAUUAUCCCACAGAUGCUGCUGCUCUAAACCUGCAAUCUAUUCUGUUUUUUUCUUGUGGCCUUCGCUGUAAGCUGGGAGGUCUUGGAGGGACGCAAACACAACGUGGUCCACCCCGACCCCAUUGUUUCUCUCCGGCCACCCCAGCAACACAUAAGGCUUGAGAGAGUACUUCUGCAAAUUUGGCGAGGUGAAGGAGUGCAUGGUGAUGCGGGAUCCCGUUACCAAGCGGUCGAGGGGGUUCGGCUUCGUUACAUACGCAGAUCAGGCCGGUGUGGAAAAGGUUUUGGCACAAAACAGACAUGAAUUGGAUUCCAAAACGAUCGACCCAAAGGUGGCGUUUCCCCGCCGGGCUCAGCCUAAGCUUGUGACCAGGACAAAGAAGAUCUUUGUCGGAGGACUUUCAGUCAACACAACCAUCGAAGAUGUGAAGCAAUACUUUGACCAGUUUGGAAAGGUCGACGACGCUAUGCUCAUGUUCGACAAAACGACCAACAGGCACAGAGGUUUCGGUUUUGUCACUUUUGAAAAUGAAGAUGUGGUUGAGAAAGUUUGUGAGAUCCAUUUCCACGAGAUCAACAACAAAAUGGUGGAGUGUAAGAAAGCCCAGCCCAAAGAAGUAAUGACGCCGACAGGCUCCGCCAGGGGCCGCUCCAGAGUGAUGCCUUAUGGGAUGGACACCUUCAUGCUGGGCAUCGGCAUGUUAGGCUACCCAGGUUUUCAGACUACUACCUACACCAGCCGCAGCUACUCUGGAAUAGCUCCCGGAUACACUUACCAGUUCCCAGAGUUCCACUUAGAGCGGACCCCCCUUCUGACAUCGUCCCACCCCCCUGAGCUGGCAGCCAUUCCCCUCACUGCGUACGGACCAAUGGCGGCAGCGGCAGCAGCAGCAGUAGUCAGAGGCUCCACCCCUUCACGCACAGCUGGCUUUCUGGGCACCAGCAGCCCCGGACCAAUGGCCGACCUGUACGCUGCAGCCAACCAAGACUCAGGAGUCAGCAGCUACAUCAGCGCCGCUAGCCCCGCCCCCAGCACAGGGUUUGGCCAUGGUCUCGGGGGUCCUCUGAUCGCCACUGCGUUUACUAACGGCUACCACUGAGGAGGCUCAGGUCACAGAGGAUCGGAGGUCUCCUCCUCUGUCUGCUGUUGUGCCAAUCAGAACGCUGGCUGCCCCUUGAUGGCGCAAUCUGAUUGGCUGGCCACAGGUCUCUAGUGGGCUCUCCUGGCACCGCGUGGCUUCACCCACCGACUGAAGAUCUUUUUAAAAACCAGAACUCUUAUUUUGCUGUACUAAUCUCACUUCGACAUAACGUCCCCGGUUCUUCUCUCUUUUUUUUUUUUUUUUUUUUUUUUCGUCCUCAUGUAGUGCAACACACUAGUUCUCGCACAUCCCACCGUUUUUCCUCGAUUACAAUUUCUUUCUUCUACUGAAGCUGAGAAGAGGAACCUGCAAAAAAAAGAAAAAAAAAUUGAGAAACUGUUGGGGUAGGACAAAGAGGAACUGUUUUGAUUCACUUUUUAAAUGAUUUUAUUAUAAUGUGAUGUGUUAUUUUAUCAUGAAAUCUUUCAGAAGCUGUUACUGAUGUGGUGAAAAAACAAAACAAAAGAAUGUGUGCGAUGGGGGCAUUUUUAACAAAGGAAGAACAAACCUGACAAAAAGUCCUUUUUUACGCUGCAACUGUCACUGAAAACACAAAUGAAAAAAAAAAAACAAAACAAAAAAAAACAACAAAAAUGUAUAUUUUGGUAGUCUUUAAAAACAAAAACCUUUGUAAUAUUGUUAUUAAUAUUGACAUAAUAAUGAUAAUCUGUAAGGUAUUUUAUUCUGUAAUUGGUUUUAAAGCAAUGUUUUUAUGUCUUCCUGUAAGAUAUUGUACAUAGAAGCAGGGAAGGCGGGAGGGGGGGCGGACGGCGGGUUCUCAUUGGUUGGUUUUGACUGGAUGUCAUGUGCUACUGUCAUCUCACUACUUUAACAGCAUGCAUAUGGUUAAAUAUGCAUACUGUGGGGCCAGUACGCUCUUGUGUUGCUUCAGUGCAGUGCUGAAAUGCGCACCAUUAGGAGUUUAUCUGGUGUAUUUUCUCCGUUAAUUGACCAAAUCGUCCCUUUAUUUUUUUUGCUUUACUUAAGAGUCCAAAGUUUGACUCUUCCAUCUUUCACGCAACUUGAAGUUAAACACAAUGGACAUCAGGAAUAAAGGAAAAAAUAUCACCUUAAAGCAAUAGAAGAAGCAGUGCAGGGCUAAAGUACAUUCAUUAGAAUCUUAUUUGGCCUAUUUUCUUUAAUUUUUUUUAAUUGUUUUUUUGGUCAACAACAAACUUGUCACUUCUCUUGACUGCAAGAAUAACUUCCUGCACAUCCUGUUUGAAAUAAGUACAAGGGUCAUAAUGACUUCACAGCAAGUUGCUCUUUUUUUAAGGUCAUAUUUAUUCUUUUAAUGAAGAAAGUCGUUCCUUUUUAUCGCUCCACUCCUUCAAAAAUGCAACCUGUGACAAAUCACUAACAAUCUUAAAGCUGUAUGGAAAGUGCUGUUGCUAUUCUCAACAAUUCAAGGAGUUGACAAGUUUGCAAAGUCGUCCCCCUCACCCCCCUUUUAUUAUUAUUAUUAUUUUUUUCUGUACUUCCUUAAAAAAAAAAACGCAUGUUUUGCAUUUUUUGCAUGUUCACGACACUUGUUUUAGUUUGAACACGACACACUUAUGGAAGGAUCACCUCAAAGCGGGAGGAAAGCGAAAGUGCCCCUCGAGUCCAUUUGCAGGAUGCUUUCAGGCGCGUUUGCUCCGCUGAUCAACAAAGUCGCCUGUUUCCCGCCUCACUUCUUCGGACGUGCGCGUUUUUGACGCUUGCGCCUUCACGCUACCUGUUUAUCGACCGCAAAGCAGGAGAAACUGGGGAUUCAGGGGGGAACCGGGCUUCACUUCCUCUUUUUGAAAAUAUAUAUAUAUAUACACAUAUAUAUAUUUUUGGAGCGGUUCUCUUAAUGUUUCUGCUUUUCUGCUCUCUUAUUGAAAUAGAUGUUUCUUUUUAUGCGGUGUUUUCCACCGUGACGACAAAUGAAGGACAUUCUCAGAGAACGCAGUUGUAAAAAAAAAAAAAAAACCAAAAAAAAAAAAAAAAAAAAACGCAAAACAAAAUAACAACAAAAAAAAAAAAAGAAAAGAAAAAAAACCAAACAAACCACGAUCCUGUUUUGUCCUCUUAUCACUGUUUGAAGGUGCAUGUGGUUGCGUCUGAGCGUGCGUGAGUCCGUGCUUGUGCGCAUACAUCCAGAGUGUAACAUGGAACUACUUCUAGCAGCGGAGGAGCAUUUUGAUUGCCUUUUUUUCUUUGGUACUGAGAGAAAUAAAGAGAGAGAGAGCAAAGAGGUCACCCUGUUCCGUUUUGGCUCGCCUGACUGUUUUUUCCCGAGUCUGUGUUUCUCUGGAACCAACAUAUUAUUGUUUUAGUGAUGCUGCUGCUGCUGCUGCUGCGUGUGGCGGUGUACAGGCCGAGCCCGGGGAGUGGAACAGGGUGACGCUCCCAGCCGGUUCUGAUACCCAGGCUGUGAACAAGAAGACUCUGGCUGGCAGGAAAAAGUAGGGAAGCUGGAGCAGAUUUGCAAAAAAAAAACAAAACAAAAAAAACAAACAAGCUGCCUGCCUGUUCGGCCUCCACUUUUUUCUGGCACAGAAAACUUUCCCGAUGCAGCCAGUGGCUCCUCUGUCAGACAGGCUGGGACGUGGUUUAAAAAGCAAAAGAGAAAGAAAUAGAAACUACUGCUGGACACCAACACUGUAACUUUUUAAACGUACAAUAAAGCAAUAAGUUAUUUUUUACCUUACAAAUGAAAAUAGUACUAUUAUUGGUAAUGGCAGACAAGAAGUGGAAAAUUCUGCGGCAUUAAGACUUAUUUUCUGGAAAAAGUGAACUAUAUUUUUCUGUUUUGAGAUGUUCCCCCCCCCCCUUGUAUAUUGCUUUUAAAGAUGCCUUUUUGUUUUGGUGAUAUGUGAAAAAGGGCCAAUAUUUGGUGCGGAGCUCUGUGUGAGCCUGGGUAAAAAUUCAGACUGUCCCUCGCCAAGCUUUCCUUUUUUAUUUUUAUUUUAUUAUUAUUAUUAUUAUUUUUGUUUGUUUGUUUGUUUUCUGACUAUUUCAAUUUGAAGUUCCUAAUAAAUUAUUCUAAAGCCA
Messenger RNA from Poeciliopsis prolifica (blackstripe livebearer), 4646 nucleotides. Its product is annotated as RNA-binding protein Musashi homolog 1. Gene Ontology annotation, cellular component: cytoplasm. The coding region runs from base 684 to 1583 and encodes 299 amino acids. NCBI's taxonomy places the organism in Eukaryota, Metazoa, Chordata, Actinopteri, Cyprinodontiformes, Poeciliidae. The transcript is spliced from 13 exons. The record is from RefSeq and is a predicted model, not a curated record. Gene Ontology annotation, molecular function: RNA binding.